GGGAAGGGGAGUGUUGGCCAUGGCGGCUGCGAACAUCGGGAUGAUGGAUGGCGCCUACUUCGUCGGGAGGAAUGAGAUUCUUGGCUGGAUCAACACCACGCUUCAGCUCAGUCUUACCAAGAUUGAAGAGGCAUCUAGCGGGGCGAUCUAUGUCCAAUUGAUGGAUGCUACACAUCCGGGUGUUGUGCCGAUGCACAAGGUGAACUACGACGCUAAGAACGAAUAUGAAAUGAUACAGAACUACAAGGUUCUCCAGGAUGUUUUCAACAAACUCAAAAUCAGCAAGCAUAUUGAUGUGAUGAAGCUCACCAAAGGCCGACCCUUGGACAACCUUGAGUUCGUUCAGUGGCUCAAGCGUUACUGCGACUCGGUUAAUGGUGGAGCUCCAGCCCCAAGCUACAAUCCAGUUGAAAGGCGCGAAGCUUGCAGGGGAGGAAAGGAGGCUAGUAAACGAGCAUCACACGUCAACUCUGCUGCAGUUUUAAAAGCUUCCAACAAUGCCAAGCUCAGUAACUCAACUGUUUCUGCUCCUCGCUCAUCUGAAACUCCAAAUCCUCUUAAAACCAAGCAACUAAUGUCAGCAGCAGUCGUCGUCCCUCCUACUGGAUCGGCUCCACAAACGCCAGCCAGACUUUAUGCUCUUCAAGAACAGAUCACGGAGCUCAAGCUGUCAGUGGACAGUCUCGAGAAAGAGAGGGACUUCUAUUUCUCAAAGCUGCGCGAUAUCGAGAUUCUGUGUCAGACUCCAGCCAUUGAAAAUGCCCCGGCGGUGCUCGCUAUUCAAAAAAUCUUAUACGCUGCGGAAGACAGUGCAACCAUCCUUGCUGAAGCACAAGCGCUGGCCAUUGAAGCAGAGAGCGUACCACGAACGGCGUUGGACGCCAACGAGGCAGCACUAGAGACUACUCCUGAAGCGGUUUCCAGCACCCGGCGGGAGAGCCUCAAGCGCAAGUCAAUCGGAGGCCUGGAAGUAGAGAAUCCAUCUCCUCGGCAACGCAGGAAUUCAUGUGGAGGCUCAGCAGCAGCAGCAGCAGCAGCGGUGGGAAUAGCAUCUGAGGAAACCGUCCUGGGAUCCUCACCCUUGAGCGUUCAGUAGUGAAGCUUACCGGAAUGCUCGGUAUCCAGACGAUUGGAUAUCACUGGCGUCAUCCUAGAGCUUGUUCGGUAAUCUUCUUUUGUUUCUUACCGCCGUCCUAUCGGGCUCGGCGUUGAGAAAAAUGGAGCCAAAUAAAGAAGUUGCCAAGUAGAAGAUUGGCUUGCGGUCGAUCUUCGUCAUUGCAGUGAUUCGGCCUCGAGAAAACCAACGAAUCAACCCAAGUAUCACUAAAAUGAUUGUCUAGAGCCCAGAUGGAACGAACAAAUGCUCUCGCAUUCUCAGUUCACGCUCGUAACUUUGUAACUUUGUUGGCCUUGUCAAA
Selaginella moellendorffii is the source of this 1418-nucleotide messenger RNA. Its product is annotated as microtubule-associated protein RP/EB family member 1A. NCBI's taxonomy places the organism in Eukaryota, Viridiplantae, Streptophyta, Lycopodiopsida, Selaginellales, Selaginellaceae. The transcript has 9 exons. Gene Ontology annotation, cellular component: microtubule organizing center; spindle midzone; microtubule plus-end. The record is from RefSeq and is a predicted model, not a curated record. Gene Ontology annotation, molecular function: microtubule plus-end binding. Gene Ontology annotation, biological process: regulation of microtubule polymerization or depolymerization; thigmotropism; spindle assembly. The coding region runs from base 20 to 1096 and encodes 358 amino acids.